This is a messenger RNA of Parastagonospora nodorum SN15, 1197 nucleotides long. RefSeq lists its product as hypothetical. The transcript has 3 exons. NCBI's taxonomy places the organism in Eukaryota, Fungi, Ascomycota, Dothideomycetes, Pleosporales, Phaeosphaeriaceae. The record is from RefSeq and is a predicted model, not a curated record. The coding region runs from base 1 to 1197 and encodes 398 amino acids.
AUGAGCUCACAUGUACCUGCCGUAGAGGUGCUUGAGUUUCUCUCCGACCGUCGCUUCCACAGGAUCUUUCUGCUCCCCGCAAAUCCAGACACAGGUCGACACCAGUCUCAUCGUUUCUCUUAUGCUGACUUUGGGGAUCCCACCAGUAAUGCUGUCGUGCUGUUCUGCGGUGGCUUGAUGGGUGCGCGUUAUUGCUACUCUCCAUUGGACGGACUGGCCAACAAGUACAACGUCCGCAUACUGCAUGUAGACAGACCAGGCAUUGGCGGAAGCGAUGCGAUCGCAUUAGAGAAGAGAGUCCAGAUAUGGCUCGUUCAUUCUAAGAUCACACUGUGGCAAGUGACCUCGCAGCUUCCUGCUCCCCUCAUCGGCAAGUUUGCUUCCCUCGCAAAAGCUGUCAACAACAACAUCGUACCCUUGAUUGGUAUGAGUGGCAGCUUCGUGAGCACAAAUUCUCGUCCUAUUCACCCAGCCACAACCGCUCGAGCAUCUUCUGCUUCGGCUGAGGUGCCUCGCUCGCCGGCUUCCUCGGUCGGGUUGCAGGACUCUCAUGGCCUUGCUUUGGGCAAUCCGGAGAUCGUCAAGGAGUUAAGGAAGCACAUCACUUCGCUUCUGUUUGCCGAAAAUCUGGACGGUGUCUCUGCAGAUGCACAGCUCUUUCUCAACAGACCACGUGCGGUUCCCUGGUGUUCCCCAAGCAUGCUAUGGUCAGAUGUUGACCAUUUUGUACCGCUACUCUCGAAAAUCUUGGAGGAAGACGACCGACUGGCUCUACACAACAGGGUGCUGAAUAUUGAUACUUUCCAUGCUGAGUCUGACCACAUGGUGGGCGAGAAGGGAAGGCAGUGGUUUGACGAAUGCUGGCUGCCUGGACGGUCUUCCACCUCGAGCGCACGCAGCAACUCGUUCGAAGCGGUGAAGCAGUUCACACAUCGAAGCUACUAUUACCAAAGCGAGGCAGUGAAGGGCGCAGACCACGACCUGCUUAUGGAUCCCGCCUUUGGUGCCAGCGAAAAAUGGCUUCAACGCGUCAGGGAUGCGGUCCCACGACAUGUUGAGUCCUUCCAUCUUGACUCAGUCGAAAAGCCGCGGGAAGAGAUUAUUGCGGAGCUGGAUCCACCGAGUCAGACAAAGAACGCAAAGGAGGAUGACCAAGGUCCGGACUUGAGCAUUAUCGCGUAUGCCUUCACGAGCUAA